AUGUCGUCUCUGCUAUUCUCUUCCAAGCUUUCUCUCGGCAAACAGGCACAGACACCAAUUCGCAUGCUCUCCACCACCACCAACCCUUACUUGAUGUAUCGUGUCACGGCUUGUGGUGAAGAGUUUCAAGAGGCCGGCGUAAUGACAGAGCUCCACAUAUUUGACCCGGCCAAAGAAGAGAAUUUCAGCGUGGGUGAUAAGCCAUUUCCCAAAGAGAUGGUUGAGUCAAAUUCUUUUCUUUCUUUUUUUUUCUAA
Molecule: messenger RNA, 255 nt
Organism: Arabis nemorensis
Lineage: Eukaryota; Viridiplantae; Streptophyta; Magnoliopsida; Brassicales; Brassicaceae
Source: the annotation of a GenBank genome assembly